UCGUGAAAUACCGACGUAGAACGUAGAUCUCGGCUGUUCCAUGACUUCUGUCGUGUGUCGCUGCCCUACUACAUAGAUUGUGCUUUCAGGCUCAGUCAACGAGGAACGUCGCACAAGGAAAAGACCACCUUAGGAUUGAGUCGAGUUCCUGGAAACGAUUGCCUCAUCUUGCUUGGUCUCUUCCUUUCUACAAUUUGGGAUUCUCCCUCUUCAAACGAUUUUCUUGACUCGCUUUGGCUGAACAACAUGGCUGCUGACAAAGGCUGGAGUAUGCCGCCCACGGAGGGUACUCCCCCCGACGCCCCGCCCUCGUAUGAGCAGACACAAGCAGCCCAUGGAGCGGCCAAAGGUUAUGCUUAUCCCCAACAACCACCACCACAGCAACAACCGAACACGAGCAACGCAUCAGAUGGCCGACCCGUGAUCGUUCAGUACGUGAAUGCCCCCAACUUCGGUCAUCGACCCGUGAACAUGGUCUGUCCUCAUUGUCAAAGCCAGAUCUGUACCUCAACCGAAUCCGAACCCGGAGCAAUGGCCUGGGUCCUGGCUGGGGUCCUGUGUGUGGUCGGGUUGUGGCCUUGCGCCUGCAUUCCUUGUUGUAUCGACAGCCUGAACUCUGUAACACACAAGUGCCCCAAUUGUCGGAACUUUUUGGGCCGUUACAAAGGAGGAUUCUAAGACAUCAACUGUCAGUCAACGCAGCCAUACGUGGCAUGUGGAAAAGCACGUGUCCUUGGUCAUAUGCCGCACUGUCGUUAAUGUCAUUACAUGUUGGUACCGAAUCUCCGAAUUCUUUUGAGAUUGGAGUGAUUUAAAAGAGCAUACGACGCUAGCCGUAUGAUUCCUCCUGUUCUUUCCCUUACAGACGUUUCAUUUCCCUUGAUUUUGCUGCUAUUUUGAAUCAUGCCCGUCCGGGGAGCAAACCGGCCUCUCAACCUUGAGAGGUCGCCUUUGCUCAGCUUUUUCAUCUUACAUGUAUACUUUCCGUUCACCCAGUAUUGAAAACAAACCAGAAAAAUAAAUUUGUAUGUUCCUGCACCUAAAGAAAUAAAACCAAGAAAACUGUA
Messenger RNA from Tigriopus californicus, 1067 nucleotides. Its product is annotated as cell death-inducing p53-target protein 1 homolog. Gene Ontology annotation, molecular function: zinc ion binding. Lineage: Eukaryota; Metazoa; Arthropoda; Copepoda; Harpacticoida; Harpacticidae. The transcript has 4 exons. The coding region runs from base 247 to 678 and encodes 143 amino acids. The record is from RefSeq and is a predicted model, not a curated record.